Messenger RNA from Penicillium daleae, 3513 nucleotides. RefSeq names its product putative DNA repair protein (Tof1) (gene tof1). Gene Ontology annotation, cellular component: replication fork protection complex. Gene Ontology annotation, biological process: DNA repair; replication fork arrest; DNA replication checkpoint signaling. The transcript has 4 exons. The record is from RefSeq and is a predicted model, not a curated record. Gene Ontology annotation, molecular function: DNA binding. Bases 1 to 3513 code for a protein of 1170 amino acids. Lineage: Eukaryota; Fungi; Ascomycota; Eurotiomycetes; Eurotiales; Aspergillaceae.
AUGGAGCAGGAGGUGACCUCCGUGGGCCAUGAUGUCCAGGUCAUUGACCCGGACGUGCGCAUCCAUGUUUACGGCCUGGUUACCGCGCUGGGUGGUUUCAAUGGCGAAGAUGCAGACCGUUAUAUGCUUGGAGAUGAUGCCCUCUCCUGUCUUCGUGACAUUAGAAGAUGGCUGAGGCUCUACGACCAAAGGAACAAUCGAAUGGACGUGGUGCGAUGUCUCGGAGAAGCCAACUUGGUCAUUGGUGAUCUACUUCCAAUUCUCUCGAUCUGGUGGGCCAAUGGACAAAACAGCAAGCAUAUGACACGAGUUGCUUUAGCAUGCUUGGAAUUGCUGGUACCUUUGACCUGGCCCGCUGAGUAUCACAGCCAGAUGACCGCCAACCACCACCGCCAUACUCCAUACAUUCAGCAAAUCCAAGUGCAAUACAAGCGCAGCAUUCUCAAGUAUGGCGGAUCCAACCUUUUGCGUGCCGUCAUCCGCAUUGCCCUUCCGAGCAUGGCUAUCCCCCGGUCCGAGCGCGAGUCCCGAGAUGAUGGGAUCCUCAAGUUGAUGCUCUAUCUCUUGCGAAAUAUUGCGAUUAUCACCACCAAUGAUCGACUUGCGGCCGAAGGUGACGAGGAGGAGACAUCUCGCGCAGCCACGAUCAAUGCGUUCCAAGACCAAGAUGCAUUUGCGCUCAUUCUGACCAUGUGCUCGAAUGUCGCCGAUGACUUCAACCAGCAGGAUGUGGUCUUACUCGAGAUCUUGUUUCACCUAGUCAAGGGUGUCAAUGUUGACAAGCUGUUCCUGAACGACGAGGAACGGAAGGCAAAACGAUCUGACGAGCUUGGCGAUCUUCUCCGCAAAGAGAGCCAGGUCAAGCGAGAAUACGCCAGGAAUGCACCUACUCGACAUGGUAGAUUUGGGACCAUGAUCUGGGUUAAACGAGACGAGCAUAAAGUGACUACGGUUUCCGGGCAAAAUAUUCUGCGAGACGACCAAGCCAGUCUGCAGAAAAUGGAUGAGACCAAGAAGUGGAAAAAGCCCCGACCCCGCCGAAAGAAGGACGAUGGCGUCCAGUACAAUGACUUUAAUAUUCCUGCUCAUCUCUCAUUACUAGCGACGAAAAACUUCCGAACAUUCGUGGAAGAGUUCCUCGACUCCGGCUUUAACCCUCUGUUCACCCAUGUGCGAAAGGCGAUCGAGCGGGAGGCGGAACGGGUAACAGCGAUCAAUGCUCGGCAGUUCUUCUACACAGUCGGCUGGUUCCUUGAAGCUGAGCGUGCGCGACGUGCCCGACAGGUUAUGCAGCAUGCCCAGAAUGGGAAGUCUGCGAAGGAGGUGGAGCCAGACAGCUAUGGUUUGGUUGCUGGUGUGUUGAACCAGGAAACAUUCAUCUCCUUGAACAGGGCCAUGCAAAAUAGCCUGGACAACAAGGAAUGGGACGACUUGACUGCACAGAUGCGAUGCUUUACGCAAAUCCUUUUGACUGUGCAGGAAAUGGCCUUCUCCCCGAUUGAGGAAGAUCAAGAAAUUGCCGAUAAUAUUCAGAACCGAAUCUUCUACGAAGAAACUACGCACGACCGAAUCAUUUCCAUCGUGCGAGGAUACAAAGAUCAAGGGUUUGGGUAUCUGGAUGCUGCAACGGAGCUUGCACAUGUCUUCUUACGCAUGCUGGAGCGUUAUUCCAAGACAAACGUUGACUUGCAAGUUCGAUCUAAGCGGCGAGCCAGAAAGCGCAAGAAGGACGCCGCUCAGGCUGAAGGCCAAGAUGGUGAAGAGAACGAGGAGGACCUGAAUUCUGAAGACGAGGACUUGAUUGAUUCUGCGCAGGUGACCAAGGAGCGUGCAUUUGAUUUCAAGCGAUUUGCUGCCAAGUUCUGCAAUCAAAGCUGUGUGAACACGUUUGUCGCUUUCACUGAAUUCUAUCGCGAGUUGAAUUCGGAGCAACUGAAACGAGCCCACCGCUACUUCUACCGCGUCGCGUUCAAACAGGAGAUGACCACCCUCUUGUUCCGCUUGGACAUCAUCAACCUAUUCCACCGGAUGAUCAAGGGCCCUGGAGCUAUGGACUCUACCAAACCGGUUUUCAAAGAAUGGGAGGAGUUUGUGCGGCAGAUCAUUCGUCGAUUGGUGAAGAGGAUUGAUCAACGGCCUGCCCUGAUCACAGAGUUGCUAUUCAGCAAGAUGAACUCGACGGUUUACUAUCUUGAGUUCGGGCAUGAACGACAGACCAUGUCUACUUCCAAGCGGCCCCGGGGGGAGCUCCAAUUCAUUUCUAAGGAGACUCUCACCAAGGAGGCCAAACAGGGUGUGGUGGUGGGUGCCCUCGUCCUUGACGGGCGGGCGGAUCUCGUGACGUGGCUCGUAGAUGUGUUGAAAUCGGCCGCCUUCGAACGCGAGGCCUGGGAGGCUGGUGACGAAGCUCGUCGUGCAGAGAACCCUGAAGCUACCAGCACACCCAACCCCUUGAUUCACGUCAAACCUAGUGAUGAUUUCGUCGAGAAUUCCAUGUUUUCCAACGCCAAGCUCCGUCUACUUAUGGAGUCUGUCGGACUCGAGCGACUUGGCCAGGAGGACGUGCGCGGUGCUCAAUGGGUCGUUCCAGCGGCCAUGUCAUCGACUGAUUUGAACGGGAUUAUUUCCACCAUCAACAAGUCAGUCGAGAAUCCCAUACCCGAGGGCAGCGCCGAAGAUCCUCGCCAACUGCUCCGCCGCAAGGAGACAAACAGUGCGCGGGAAAGCCUAGCUCAGGGCACACUCGACGUGCACUUUGGAUCGGAUUCUGAAGGAGAAGAUGUUCCCGAUGGGCCUUUAUUCCCGCCGAACCUUCGGACAAAGUCUAAUGCACUAGAUGAGCUUAAGAAAAAGCGCAAGAAGAAGACACGCAAGGUCGAUGACGCUGAAAAGGAACCCCUGGAUGAUGCAAUUCUGGAGGAGCGUCGCCAGGCCCGUCUUGCCAAUGCGCUGGCCCGCCAAAGCAAGAUCAAAAGUGAUCUGUUCAUCCAUGCUAGCGACGACGAGACUGACGAGGAAGCGGACCGGGAGUUCUUCCGCCUCGAAGAAGAACGGCGCAAGGAGCAAGCGCGGAAUGUUGAGAAAGCCAUCCUCAUGGGUGAUACUGAACAGGUGCAGUCAGAGAACACGAACAAGGGCAAGAAAGCGAGUGUUCGUAAGCGCAAAAGUGACACAACUGCUACCGAGUCGAAACGACGCCGUCGUGGAUCAGGAUCUACGGGCAGUGACGGUGACGAUGACGACGACAUCCUCAUGGCUGAUCUGGACGAUGUGUCGCCUCGCUCUCAGCAGGAAAUCUCUACCAGCCACGGAGCCGGAGACGAAGACACGCCACUCACUUCCACGGAAGAUGAGAUGGAUUUCGACGAUGAUCUUGUCUUCAGUCGGGAUCGACAAACCAAGCCCACAGAUCCCGAGCCACCCGUCGACAGCGACGAUGAAGAAGAAACGCUCGUGGCGCCUUCUAGUCGCCGCAUGCGAGGCGGGUUCGUCAUUGAAAGUGAUUCUGAGUAA